AUGCCAAUCGACGCUGACCACGAAAACAUCACGCGACGUCCGAGUCGUGACGACCCAGGAUUUGUGAAACUCUCUCAGCAGUUGCAGCUCAUCCUUCGCUGCCAAGGUCCGUUCAAGCGGCGCGUUUGGGGUCUGGACCCAAGAGAGAAGACCGAUCUUCUGUACAGGAUGCUCGGUGUUGAUGACGCUAUGGAUGAGCUUGAAUCCGUAUACAGUCAGUCACUGGCCCUUCAACUAGCCAACAAGAUCGAGCCGUUCCGCGACUAUCUGGUGGCCCUAGCUGCCGGUAGCUAUAGCCUCGAGCACAAUACCCAGGACCUAAUCUGGAACAAACUGUUCACCGACGAGCUUCCAAGGCUUUUACCCGACCGGGACAACCCCAUGUACUGGAUCAUCGAUGGCCUGGAUAUUUGUGGAUCCGGUGAAGCGUUUCUUUCAGGUUUAGCUAACCCAUCCCUAUCUUCUAUUCCCAUCCGGGUUGUCGUCACCAGCCGUGUCACGCCAACCCUAUCUCGCGUAUGCAAUCGGCUGGGUGCUUCCUUGCAGGUUCAGGUUCUGCGGCUGGACAAGGAUGCAACAGAUGCGCAAAAGGCAGCCAUGAGACCCCUAGUACGGACCAAGCUUGGUGCGCUCCACGAACAUCUGACUGAUCAGACCGUGCUGGAAGGCCAAGGCAACUUUCUUGAAGUCAACAGAAUCGUCCGAGGUAUUCUACGCGGCAAGAGCCACCCCUUAACCAGCCCUGACAACGUCGCGACAAGCCAGCCAGAUACCAGACAGUACUGGAAAGAGGUUGCAGCAGACAUGAGUGCCGGCUGGACAGCUAGCAAACGGGCACAUGCGAAACGCAUAUUGACAUUGGUUGCUUAUGCCCGUUAUCCCCUUACAAUUGCGCAAGUUUGUGAGGCCAUCACGCGAUACGAACCCAUGGCGCCCGAUCGUUAUGACCCAGUCCAACUAUGCGGAGCAUUGCUCCAGGUCGACGGGCGGUCCCGCCUCAUACUAAGACACCGCACCGCUCACGAGUACUUAGUCGCCGCGGAAGGCCGUGACCUAUGUUGCGAAUCCCACGAGGCCCACGGGAUCAUUCUCGCGAUGAGCUUGAAAGCCAUGGCGAGGAUGAGCGUGGGUGGUACCGACAGCCAGCCCCGGUUGAGUCUGCCGCCGGACUCAUGGGCCUCAUAUGCCACUACGUCCUGGGAAUUCCACCUCUCUCGCGGCGCAGUGUACCUCGAUGGAGAGCUUCUUUCGAUAGUCGACAGUUUCCUCGAGGCCCCAACGGUGGUUUGGUGGAUCUUCAUCCUCGCAAGCUCUAAUCAGCUGGAUCUCCUUACGGACGCAUCGGCCGCCUUGACCGUUCUCCAUGCGCGCAGGAGCGCCAUGCCAUCACUAAGGCACAACGUCGAUCAUAAACUGUUACAAUGGGCCACUGAAAUGGCCAUGGUUCAUGGAAAAUUCGGGAUGCAUCUGUCGAGAUUCCCUCGCGCUAUCUACGACGUAGUUCCAGCGUUCUGCCCCGAGACUUCACCAAUACGAACACUGCAUACCAGCAGGGACGAGGCAUCGAGGCUCGUCGUCAAAGGCAUUCCGGACAAAGCAUGGGUUGAGACGUUGGCUAAGAUCCCUGUUAAGAACCCCUCUGGCAUCGCGUGUACCAGCCAGUAUGUCGCAUUAUCCUCUUUUGGCAGCCGUCGGGUCAGACUAGUCUCAACGACAAACCCGUGCAGUGCUAAGACGGUUCAUCACCAAGAAAGCGUCAGCCGCAUGCGCUUCAGCAAUUCUGGGCAUAUGCUUGCCCUGGCCAGUCUACGGACCAUCAGUGUAUGGCAAAUCGACAUCUGGGUUUUGCGCUGGACCUUCGCCGCCCCGCCGGCUGCCCCGAUGGUCGACAUGGCCUUCGACUCCGGAGACACCGCGCUUCUGGCCUAUUUCAAAGAUGGGCACGUGUGGAGAUACCCGCUGGAAGACUUCGCGGCAGGCAGUUGCUGUCUCGGGCCAGCUCUCGCUGUCGGCCCCGAUGGCCGCCGCCACGUCCCUAAAGCUGCUGCAUUCAAUCAGGGCGCCACCAUGCUUGCUACCGCGUACUACGACCUACCCCUAUCGGUAUGGGACGUGUCCAGCAGCGGCCUGCGCGGGCCGCGACCACAGAGCAACGCCGCACGCCAAGAUGCAGACCGGGCGCCGGACCCCGUGGACCGGAUCGACUGGACCCCGGCUCCGUGCCACGUUCUCACCAUCCGUGGCGGCUCCGCCUACGCGUGGGAUCCCGACCGCCAGGUUGAGCGCCAGAUAUGCGGCGGCGUCGAAUCCAACUUCACCCAUAUAUGUACUAUUCCAAAUCGCCUCUUCACGAUCACUGCCACUGAAUCUGGCUUCCUUCAUAUGGACAUAAGAUAUAUGUCCUCCAUGGCAAUUCCUGCGAUGUAUGGCGCCCGGCAUGCCUUACUUCGUACCGUCCAGAAGUCGAUCACACACUGA
This is a messenger RNA of Colletotrichum spaethianum, 2478 nucleotides long. RefSeq lists its product as uncharacterized. The record is from RefSeq and is a predicted model, not a curated record. The coding region runs from base 1 to 2478 and encodes 825 amino acids. Lineage: Eukaryota; Fungi; Ascomycota; Sordariomycetes; Glomerellales; Glomerellaceae. The transcript is spliced from 3 exons. Gene Ontology annotation, molecular function: protein binding.